AUGUCACAUGUAAUAUCACCGUCUCUAACGCUGCCAUCUGUUGGUGAACAGUUCACCAAUGAAGUCCAGUUAAAUUCUACAGUGACUUGGCCAGCAGUCACUGCAACCAACUCUGACGAUCAACCCAUCACAUGUACAUUCUCAUCAGGAGAUGCUGCAGUCGGUCUUACAGGAGGUGUGUUUGGAGUUGGAUCUCACACGAUCAACUGCACAGUGAUUAAUGAUGGCGGAUGUAUUACAUCAGGGAGCUUCACAUUCAAUGUCACAGUUUGUUCAUUGAUGUGUUUGAAUGGAGGAACAUUGGAUUUGGAGCGUUGCCAAUGCGGCUGCACACAAAGUUGGACUGGAGACACGUGCUCAUCAUCACUGUCAUAUGUACUAGUGCCAACCAUUAGUACUCAGUGUAUCACUGCUGGCCAAGCACCUGUGUCACUGACAUGGAAUGAAGUUACUGGUAACAAAACGUCUACUACUGCCAUUGGUGUAAUUUGUCAAGACUCUGGAGAUGGUAGAAAUGUGAGUGUUACUGGAGGAAUCUUUGGAGUUGGAUCUCAUUCUGUCAUCUGUAUUGCUCAAUUCUCAGAUGGGAGUGUGGAUACUGCAGGAUUCACAUUCAAUGUCACAUUAUCACCGUCUCUAACGCUGCCAACUGUUGGUGAACAGUUCACCAAUGAAGUCCAGUUAAAUUCUACAGUGACUUGGCCAGCAGUCACUGCAACCAACUCUGAUGAUCAACCCAUCACAUGUACAGACUCAUCAGGAGAUGCUGCAGUCAGUCUAACAGGAGGUGUGUUUGGAGUUGGAUCUCAUACGAUCAACUGCACAGUGCUUAAUGAUGGCGGAUGUAUUACAUCAGAGAACUUCACAUUCAAUGUCACAGUUUGUUCAUUGAUGUGUUUGAAUGGAGGAACAUUGGAUUUGAAGCGUUGCCAAUGCGGCUGCACACAAAGUUGGACUGGAGACACGUGCUCAUCAUCACUGUCAUAUGUACUAGUGCCAACCAUUAGUACUCAGUGUAUCACUGCUGGCCAAGCACCCGUGUCACUGACAUGGAAUGAAGUUACUGGCAACACAACGUCUACUACUGCCAUUGGUGUAAUUUGUCAAGACUCUGGAGAUGGUAGAAAUGUGAGUGUUAAUGGAGGAAUCUUUGGAGUUGGAUCUCAUUCUGUCAUCUGUAUUGCUCAAUUCUCAGAUGGGAGUGUGGAUACUGCAGGAUUCACAUUCAAUGUCACAUUAUCACCAUCUCUAACGCUGCCAACUGUUGGUGAACAGUUCACCAAUGAAGUCCAGUUAAAUUCUACAGUGACUUGGCCAGCAGUCACUGCAACCAACUCUGAUGAUCAACCCAUCACAUGUACAGACUCAUCAGGAGAUGCUGCAGUCGGUCUUACAGGAGGUGUGUUUAGAGUUGGAUCUCAUACGAUCAACUGCACAGUGAUUAAUGAUGGCGGAUGUAUUACAUCAGAGAACUUCACAUUCAAUGUCACAGUUUGUUCCUUGAUGUGUUUGAAUGGAGGGACAUUGGAUUUGGAACGUUGCCAAUGCGGCUGCACACAAAGUUGGACUGGAGACACGUGCUCAUCAUCACCAGCGUCAUAUGUACUAGUGCCAACCAUUAGUACUCAGUGUAUCACUGCUGGCCAAGCACCUGUGUCACUGACAUGGAAUGAAGUUCUGGCAACAAAACUAUCACCAUCUCUAACCCUGCCAACUGUUGGUGAACAUUUCACCAAUGACGUCCAGUUAAACUCUACAGUGACUUGGCCAGCAGUCACUGCAACCAACUCUGAUGAUCGACCCAUCACAUGUACAAACUCAUCAGGAGAUGCUGCAGUCGGUCUUACAGGAGGUGUGUUUAGAGUUGGAUCUCACACGAUCAACUGCACAGUGAUUAAUGAUGGCGGAUGUAUUACAUCAGGGAGCUUCGCAUUCAAUGUCACAGUUUGUUCAUUGAUGUGUUUGAAUGGAGGAACAUUGGAUUUGGAGCGUUGCCAAUGCGGCUGCACACAAAGUUGGACUGGAGACACGUGCUCAGCAUCACGCAAUUCCUGCACAAACGGCUGGCACCGUGUUGGGACCAUGUGCUACAAAAUUGUCUAUUUUCCCUCACAAGGAGACAGGAUGACGUGGGCUCAGGCUGAAGCUGCAUGCGUUGCUGAUGGAGGACAUCUUGCCAGCCUUCAUACCCAACAACAGCAGCAUUACAUCUAUGGUGAGUACAUCUAUCUUCUAUAA
Molecule: messenger RNA, 2238 nt
Organism: Patiria miniata (bat star)
Lineage: Eukaryota; Metazoa; Echinodermata; Asteroidea; Valvatida; Asterinidae
Exons: 13
Coding region: 1-2238 (745 amino acids)
Source: RefSeq, a predicted model, not a curated record